AAAGCUUUCCUUUUACUUACUCAUUUUAUGGUAGAUCAUUUAAUAUUGUUGAUCCUAAGUCCUCAGCUGGAGAAUCAUCAAGUCUUCUAGGAUUUGUGAAAGGACCAGCAAUGUACAUGGUGACAGAUGACUUGGUUGUGACUCCAAUGUCAUCCAUUUCUGCUGUUUCAUAUCUAAAAAGACUUCCAGUACCACUCUCUGACAUGGAGGAAAGGGUCAUAACAAUUGGUGUGAAGGAGGGUCUUGGAAUAUUGAAAGCUUCAUUGACCUCAACAUUUGCUUUGACAAACGGCCUGAAACACUUCAUAAAAACCACUGAGGAGAAUGGACCAAUCACUUCCGCAUGGUCUAAAUUUAUAAAUAAGGUUUUAAAUUUUAGCCACAACAUCAUAGUUUUUAGACUCCUUGCAGUUGUAUCACGACUGCAAUCUGUGUAUGCAAUUUCUACAAUUUCAAAGAUUGCAACAAAACUGGAGCCGGAACCACAAUUUAAAACUUUGGUUAUGGGUGCUACAAAAUACACUCUUACAUAUAUCAGAGCAGUAGCUUUUCUAUUGUUAUCAUGCUUUGUAUUAGGUAAACUGUUAGGUAAAACAUCAUGA
This is a messenger RNA of Glycine soja, 602 nucleotides long. RefSeq lists its product as uncharacterized. Lineage: Eukaryota; Viridiplantae; Streptophyta; Magnoliopsida; Fabales; Fabaceae. Bases 111 to 602 code for a protein of 163 amino acids. The transcript is spliced from 2 exons. The record is from RefSeq and is a predicted model, not a curated record.